Molecule: messenger RNA, 2894 nt
Organism: Meira miltonrushii
Lineage: Eukaryota; Fungi; Basidiomycota; Exobasidiomycetes; Exobasidiales; Brachybasidiaceae
Exons: 1
Coding region: 154-2784 (876 amino acids)
Source: RefSeq, a predicted model, not a curated record
GCUGUGUAAUCGCCAUUACGCCACUGGCAAAGAUAUUAAUAACUUUUCCAUUGUGCGAUUUGCACUUCAUCUCUAGGCACACAAUGGGUUCUGCUUUCUAGAACCUUGCCCUUGAACCUUAUCGACACCACGAAGCAACUACUUCAAUGAAAGAUGGCACCACGACACCUUCUCUCGAUUUCAUCACAUGAUACGACUGACCAACUUAUAGCAAACCCACAUAAUGUUCAUUGCAAGUUGCUUUUAACAGAAGAAGUAAAGUCCUCUUCCUCAAGACAUGGAGAUGGAAAGGUAUUCAGACAAGAUGAAGCAGACAACAUUCACAGACAAACCACAUCCAAGUAUUGUUCGACAGAGACCAUUCAUUCCAGGGCGAGAAGCAUGUCAGUCAAUUCAAACAGAUCUGAUUUCACUUCCAUCACUGGCACGACUGUGGAAGUGUUGCCAGAAGAAGGUCAUUUGCAAGAAAAGAGUUUGGUAGAGGAAGACCAACCCAAUGACGAAGAUAUCAGCGAGAAACAAAGAAGAGGUUCAUAUUAUCGUUCUUCACGUUUGCCAAGCGGAGGAAAAGAUGCAGUUCUAUACAAUCGAUACAGGGUGAUAAAAUCUUUGUUCACAAUCGUUGGAGGAUGGAUAUUGUUGUUGAGUAUGUGUUUUGGUUUCAAGGUUUUGGCCGUCAAAUUUAAUUGGUAUGCACCGGAUACGUUGGCAGAAUAUAUCAAUAACAACUCAACUGCAAGUGCUCAAUGGUUCACUUUUGCAGGUGUAUUCUUAGGAGAACUAGCACUCAUUUUAUGGGGAUACUCUAUCAGUUAUAUGGCUUUCAGAAGGCUGGCAUACGGGAAACGAAGAACGGAAAUACUCACAUUAGCAGCAUGGAAUGAAAUGUCAAGAGCAGGUUAUACGCUUAGCAAGAGGAAACCGCUUUGGCCCGUAAUAACGAUUAUCAUCUUUAUCGGCAACACAUUCUUGCCUGCAGGAUUUUCAACUUUACUAACACCCAAAGAAAUGGUUGUCACAACUCCUUAUGGUGGACAUGAACUUGAUCAACUAUCGCCAGGUUUUGCGGGCGCAAUCAGUUUCAUGCCCGCUUCUACGUUUCCCAAUCCGGCAAACCUUUCUUGCGGCUCACAUUUUGUGUCAAACUUUUGGACCUUUUCCUCGCAUCCAAGUAUAAUCUUUGACCCUUGUCCUUCUCUUGAUGAUGUUCAAACGCUCAUCUCAGCCGGACGUGCAAAAUUGGAAGCGAGCAUCAAUCAAUCUGAACCUCUUUUCAAGUUGCCUGGAAGUGUGACAUUCAUUGGUGGAACGGGAGGAGUGGCAAGUUUGGGUCCUCUAGGAAUUAUUCCAUGGGGACAGUGGAAUAAGCCACCAAAAGAAAGUCCUACGCCGGAGGGAUACAACUAUACGUACAUUUUAGAACAACAGGGUCUCACCUGUGACGUUCAUUGUUGGCAGCCGAAAAAAGCAUCCGAAUUGAAAAUUCUAAGAACGGAAUCCACCCACAUUCCACAUCUGCUCAAAGUGACUUUGGAUUGCAAUCAUGAGUCAGCAGAAAAUGAUUUGGAAGUUUCUUACCAUUAUAUAGGAUCGUCUUCUAUCAUCUUGAAAGGAUGUACAGGAAAGGAUGCAGAGUUGCAAGAUGAUCCAGAUACGACGAUAAUGUACUUCAAAGAUGCAGGCGCAUCCAUUUACGGUACGCAAGGGUCAGAAUUAGGAGGAGACUUGCUAUGCGAGCUUAAACCCAAGUGGACGAGAAACAAUGUGGAAUACUCUUCAAGAAAAAACACUAUUCGAGUCAGUUUGGUCGAAGGAGAAGAUCGUACUGCGCCAAAUCGAUUGACAGGCUAUCACGGUGAAUUGGGUCCAGGUAAACAACCAUUCUCGCCAACUUCAGAAGACAGUAAACAUCGUUUCUUCCAGUAUUAUACUCGUCUGCUCACAGUUCAAGGCGCUUUAUCUGCAGUCGGGAAUGCUUUUGUCUUCACAAGCUCAUUGAGUGCUGCUCUUAAUGCUUCAGAUGGAAGAGCUCGAGACUACAGUCUGGCUACAUCUCCUCCUAGGCCAAAGCUGAGAAGUGAAGGGAACAAUACUGUAUCAUUGUUUACGGAAAAGAAUGGUACGCUCCGCGCGUAUCAACCGGUUCUUUUGAACCGAACUGCACAUUCAGUCGUCACUUUGCAAGAUUUGAACGAAACGGUUUUGUUUGGAAAAGAUUCGGCAAUUCAAUCUUUGGCAGCUUUCAAUGCCCGUGUAAAUGCACAAAGAGUUCAAACUUGGAUUCAACCUGCUCAAGUUGAAAUUUUUAUCAAAGGAGUAUUUGAAUAUGCUGCAACAAGUCAACGUGAAUGGUUUCAACAUUAUGCUGUUGAUGGAGGAGGAUGGUAUGGAUCAAUAAGCGAAGCAAACGGAACAAGAAUCGUAAAAGGGACAUGGAGACAAGAGACUGUUGGUUGGGGAGAAAGUACACAAAACAAUAGUUCAUUGAUUUAUUACUCACUCAUUCCACUCCUUUGCUUUGCAAUCGUAAGUAUUGGAAUGAUCCUUUGGAGUCAUUGGUUUGAUGCCCCUCGUGAAACGCCAAGAGCGCCAGAUAUUGACCCGACAGAUUGGCUCGAAGCAGUAGUGGCAAGUGCCCAAGGUGGACUAUACAAAGCUUUCCCUGAACCUUCUUUGGGAACACACAAAGGUCUUUUGGAGGCGCAAAAAAUCCGAAUCAGAUUCGGUCAUGUUUACGAAAAUGAAGAAGAGAAGCCAAAAUUGGGUUUCGUUUGUGUUGAUUGAGUGAAGAAGGGGCGCCAAGUUGUUACUUAUAGCGUGGGCAAAGAUGCCAAGGGGUUGAUCACAAAAACGCCAAUAGAGGCAGUGUGUGUGAGGCAGUGAGAAGGCGUCUC